ACGGAGACGUAGCCAUAGGUCUGCCGUACCUUCACGAACGAAACUUCAAGACGCCGCUGGUUCACCAAGUUCCUCGCUCCUGACUCGUUCACGAUGCCCUGGCCCAUCGGACUCCUCCUCCUAUCAGUGGGAGUUGUCACCGCUUCAGAUAAUCACAACUACACAUGUCCGAGCUGCUCAGAGGAUCUGGAAUUCGUGAAGAUGAUGCGCAUCAACGAAGUCAAGAACACGAUUCUCGAGAAACUCCGUCUCUCGAGGGUUCCCAACAUCACCAGUGCAGAUCUCGAGCACUUGCCACCCAUUGAUCAACUGAUCUCAGACUUCGGCUUGAGCUCUGAUAUGUACAGCGAUCAGCCGAUGGAACCCCUGGGAGAGAACACCUACUACGAGGACGACAAAUUCCACGUCAACGUCGAGCAAGCAGCUCUAUUCCCGGAUACCGAUGUCAACCCGAAAUACGUGGAGAUCGCCGAGUGGGUCGCCCCAGAGAAUGUGUUCCACUUCAAACUGAAUGCCGCGCUCCUGACUCGCGAGUUGCGGAGAGCGGAAUUUCAGUUUCAUCUCAGUUGUGGUGUGCUCCACGACCUCAAAUCGUUCACCGCUGUCGUGGAAACGGUAGUACGCGACAAAGACGGUUAUCGAACUAAAAAGGCCGGUGCCAUUGAUGUGAGGAACCAUCGCUGCGGACACAAUGGUCGUUGGAUCCAGAUCGAGGUCAAGAAAGAAGCCCUAGCCCCAUGGUUCAGUUCUCUCGGAGGCGAAGGCAACAGCCUGAAAUUCCGCAUCUACGAUCACACAGGCCAAGAAGUCAGCUUGCGACUGCCCAAUGAUGGAAAAUUCCGGCCGUUCUUGAAGAUGGUCUUGGGAGAUGACGGCAAAGUCCGUAAACGGAGGUACGUGGGUAUCAAUUGUGAGCACGUCCGGCCGUACAAAGAAUGCUGUCGAUACAAGUUCGAGGUCAACUUCCUCGAUUACGGCUGGGAGUGGAUUAUUGCGCCUCGACAAUACGAAGCUUACUAUUGCUAUGGAGAAUGUCGUGAAAUGGCACGGAAAAAAUACCAGCCGUGCUGCACUCCGAAGAGUCUACGAUCGAUCAACAUGCUUUACAUGACUGAUGAGAAAACGAUUCACCACGGCAAUCUUCCUGGGAUGGUGGUCGAUAUUUGCUCGUGUUUGGCUUGA
This is a messenger RNA of Galendromus occidentalis (western predatory mite), 1182 nucleotides long. Its product is annotated as growth/differentiation factor 8-like. NCBI's taxonomy places the organism in Eukaryota, Metazoa, Arthropoda, Arachnida, Mesostigmata, Phytoseiidae. The transcript has 5 exons. The record is from RefSeq and is a predicted model, not a curated record. Bases 94 to 1182 code for a protein of 362 amino acids. Gene Ontology annotation, molecular function: cytokine activity; growth factor activity. Gene Ontology annotation, cellular component: extracellular region.